AUGAACUUUCCGGUCUGGAAGUAUCUUCCUAGCCCCUGGAUAUCUCCUGAUAAGGGUAUCGGUGAAGACUUUUCUGGUAUUGUUGAAGCCGCUGGCAAAGACAGCGGUUUUGAUGUAGGCGACGAAGUCUACGGCAUCACAUUCACGCUGACAGGCGGCACACUCCAAGAAGUCAUUGCUAUCAACACAAAAUCGAGCGUCGUAGUCAAAAAGCCUAAAGAGAUGAGCUGGGAACAGGCUGCUGCAUUGCCAUUGGUGUGGUUAACAGCACGCACAACAAUCGCUCAUGUCGAAUCUCAUAUCAAGAGCAGUGGUCGUUUGACUGUUCUAGGUGGAAGCUCCGCUGUAGGCACGUAUGUGCUCCAACUUGCCAGUCAGCGAGGAUGGGAAGUGCUCACCACAUGCUCCUCCCGAAACACCGAAUUUGUGAAGUCCAUGGGAGCAACGUCUGUCGUCGACUACAAUACGGAUGACGUGGCACAGGCUGUCCGAGAUUUCGGUCCAGCAGCCAUCAUCGACUGUGUUGGCGGAACUUCAUGCAUAGGUCUAGCAAAAAGGUACGUUACCAUUGUAGGAGACAAAACUGGUCGCGACAGCAUGGGUGGCGCAGCAAUAUAUCUGUGGAACCCCAAGAUGGUCAUUCGAACGUUGCUCGGGAAGAUGAAUUUAGGGGCAAGCUACGAUUGUGUCAACCUCGAAUUUCGCAAAGAGUGGCUAGAGGAGACGUUGAAUCUCGACCGUAGCAAAAUCAUCAUCGACAGCACAUGGGGCUUUGAUCAGGUGAAGGAAGCUUUCGCAAAGCUAAACACUGGACGAGCAAGAGGGAAGGUAGUAGUAAAGGUUUGCUUGAAAUAA
Messenger RNA from Aureobasidium melanogenum CBS 110374, 855 nucleotides. RefSeq names its product NAD(P)-binding protein. The coding region runs from base 1 to 855 and encodes 284 amino acids. The record is from RefSeq and is a predicted model, not a curated record. The transcript is spliced from 3 exons. NCBI's taxonomy places the organism in Eukaryota, Fungi, Ascomycota, Dothideomycetes, Dothideales, Saccotheciaceae. Gene Ontology annotation, molecular function: oxidoreductase activity.